AUGAGUGUGUCAAAGCUUGAAGCUUCGAACGGCUUUUAUUGUCCUGAUUUCUUAAAUUUAUUUGGCCAUUAUUGGACUCCAUCUGUUUUUCUUUUUAUUAGCUCAGCGUCUGAUGCCAUAGAAGUAGACGAUACCUCAGCAUCCCAACCAGUUGUUCGUUCACUCCUGAAAGAAUUCAAGCAUUCAAUUUCCUAUAUGGUCAGCAUACGCGCCAAUCGCUUGGAUCAAAUAUCUAUUGCUGACAUAGAAGAUGUUAUCAAUAGAGGGGCCGGUAGAUAUAUUGCUUCUGUUAGAGGGAUUUGGAUGAGAACAUGCAAAAGAUAUUUCAAAUUCAUUGGAAGGUAUAGGAAAUUGAUCGGGGACGGAGUCUUGUUAUCCAGUUUGCAUCAUUGUUAUCCGGUUUGCACCAAUAUUAUAACAAGAGCAUAUUUUAGUAGAAUGUUUUAA
Vicia faba (fava bean) is the source of this 447-nucleotide messenger RNA. The record is from the annotation of a GenBank genome assembly. NCBI's taxonomy places the organism in Eukaryota, Viridiplantae, Streptophyta, Magnoliopsida, Fabales, Fabaceae.